UUUUAAUAAAAAUUAUAGAAUAUGUCCUUCGUUAUUUGUAAGAAGAUUAUCCUUGCACUGUCUCUCCUGUUGUUCUGCUAUUGCUCAGAAGUAGAAACAAUGAUUAUGAAAGAACCUACAAGCAUGACCAAUAAUGUACCAACUGAUAUGGAACUUUAUCAAAAUAAUCUUGAUUCCUCUCCUCAGCACAGAUACCUAAGUAAAAUUGGGGAUGAGCUAAAAGACACAAAAGCUUCACCUAAAAAUGGGGUAAAAGUACUAGUACUCCUACUGCUGGUUGCUUUAACAAUAACACUCUGUCUCUAUGUCAAUAAAAAGCUUCGAAAUUAUAUUGAUAAUGAUAACUCUGUAGCCUUGACCCAGGCACGCCAAGGCCCUUUCAAGAUGCUCACUAAGAACAGCUUCGUCAGAUUUAAGGACGAGGAAACUGAGGAGUCCGUUGUCCUUGAGACAGAGCCUGAGAAAAGAUUCGAAAAGGAAGACUUUGGCACAGAUAUAGAGAAGUCAAUGGAGAACACCAAGAGAAAGUUCUGAAUUAAAGAUAUCCUCUCGCAACAGAUAAUUAUCGACGAGAGAAAGCACCAAAUUAGUAAAAGAAAAUCAAUGCUAAACCAGCCACUCUCAAAAGUUAAUGAUGAAGGAGGCAUAUUCUAUGAAUUAGAUAUUGAAAAGGGCACUGACAGGGAGAAUAACAUAUUUAACAAAGAGAAAGAGAUAGUUGUAAAAGACAUCGUCCCAACGACAGCUUCGACUUCUUACAGACAGUCCCCAUUAUAGUUUAAUUCAUAUUUCAUUAACUCA
Molecule: messenger RNA, 801 nt
Organism: Moneuplotes crassus
Lineage: Eukaryota; Ciliophora; Spirotrichea; Euplotida; Euplotidae
Source: the annotation of a GenBank genome assembly